This is a messenger RNA of Pieris brassicae (large cabbage white), 4490 nucleotides long. RefSeq lists its product as uncharacterized. NCBI's taxonomy places the organism in Eukaryota, Metazoa, Arthropoda, Insecta, Lepidoptera, Pieridae. Bases 289 to 2247 code for a protein of 652 amino acids. The transcript is spliced from 6 exons. The record is from RefSeq and is a predicted model, not a curated record.
CCACGGUAUAGCCCGGUUUUGUCACGUUCUUGUGAGAAUAUAAUAUUACCUUUAAUCGUAAAAUUCAAAUAUUUAUUAAAAAUGUUUUAUUUAUUAGCUUGUGUUAAUUCUUUUUUUAAAUAUUUGUUAUUUUCAAACAAUAUCGGUAUUUCGAUCCGUGAGUGAUUUGAAUAAUCCGUGGUUAGAACAAUCUUUAUGGAGGAUUUUUCGAUAAUUAAUAUAUCCAAGGUUUCCUUGACAUUCUCAAUGGCUUAAAGAUGAAGACUAUGCAAUCAUAUUGACCACAAAAUGACUAACGUCAAGUUAAAACUUCUCUUCUAUCUUUUGAACUCUCUAUUAUCAGUUGAUUUAGUGCACUCUCGGCCUUUCUCUGCUAAUGUCACUGACUUUAUUAACAACAACAGCACCUUUACGAUACCAGUCGACUCUAACUCUGAUACUCUUAUUGUUGCCAAUGGAGAAGACCCAGCAGAUGAGACACCUGAAGAGACAAAUAAAAGCUCCAAUAUACAAAUGGAGGCAAUUGUCAACGCGGAACAGGAUAGGGAUGAAGCUCUCUCGGAAAAAGUGAUAAAAGAUCAAGUAAGCAUUUUAGAAAUGACAAAAAAUGAGGCAGAGGCAUUCGAAAAACAAUUAAACACGUCAAGUCCUCUACUGGAGUCAAUGAUCGAUUCGGAAUCCGAUAGAGAAGAAACUUUAACGGACAUUUUAUUCAGGCCUGAAUCGGAAUUCGUUGAGGGUCCCAGAUUCGAAUUCUUGAUCGCCCGACUCAAUGAGACUGAUGUUAAUAAGACUGCUGUGUUCAGUGAUAACAACUUAGAUAAAAAUGAUAAGAACUCUAGUGAUGUGCUCAAAAAGGUUGACUAUGUAGAGUUAGUCGAAGUAGAGAAGCCGAAGAUUAGUGAAAAUAAGAGUGCUUAUAGCUUUGGUAAUAUCACAGGACAUGAUGUGGACAACGACCUUGCGCCAGACACGAUUCUGUCAAUGUUCUCAGGUUACUCCGAUGUGCAGACUUUAUUCAUGGCUUGCUUCGGAACAUUGUUGCCGCUACUGGCUGCACUCUUCAUUACAUUACUAGUACGAUGUAUGUGCAGGCGGUGGUGUGCGAAGAAGCCAGUGCCGUCUUCAGCUUCUGUGACGAGCAGCAAACCAGACAGCAAUGAACAGACGAAGUCCCCAGAAGAUGGAGAUACAGGAGGGGAAACUCCACCAGGAAACGGUUCAGUGUUUACAAUGACGCUAAAGAAUAAUCAUCUUAUUGUAGAAACAGAAGAGAGGAAUGAUAUUACUAAGAAUGGACGAGCAACAAAAAUGAAGUACUCACCCGACAACGACGGAAUCUUCGUAGUUGAAGUUCAACAAUCAAACUCUUACAGACCCAAUAAUAAAAACCUCCAAAAUUCACAUAUUCAGGACCCUCAGAUAUCUACAAAUCAAGCUCUCAUCCACCGUGUACCAGAUGAGUUCGAUAAGCGCAUCGUUGAAGACGAUAGCGAAAGAAGUAGUGAAAAAUUUGAUCGACAAUUGGCCUUAUCCAGUACAGGACUUUCCAUCUCAGACCUUAGUAUGUCUUCGAUGGGUUCUCAUAAUGUUACCUAUUCGUACAGUAGUCAGAUCGGUUACGAACAAGGGCCGUUCGGAUAUCCAAUAUACGCAGGCUAUGAUGUAUCGAAAGAUGAUACAGCUGAAAGUUUAAUUCACGAUAAUUCACAAGAACCUUUAAUUGGUAAAACGCCAACUUAUCCCGAUAAACCAGUUGUAACAGCCGCAAUUUUCAAACAAGAUUCUGUAAUUAGUAAUGAUUUACUACAGGGGCCAGUAUAUUGUAUCGAAGGUUCGUCCGAUGGCCCCUUACUAUCUGACGUUCAAGCGAGAGAGGUAAGUCUCCAAAAAAUUCACGAUAAGAAAGAAAAGAAGAUGGAAAACGGUGUGGCAGUGGCCGUGGCUGAAAAAUUUGAGACCCCAAUAACAAUAUUCACACGCUUUGAUUCAGUUGCAAACCCUGAUCUCAAUAUCAAGGAGACAAAUAUGGCAGAUAUUCCUAAAGAUCUUUUAAAAGGUAAACGUGCAUCUUUACCCGUGAUUCGAACUGAAAUGUAUGAAUCAGUGAAAGAUGUCAUUCAAGCUGGUUCACCAAAGUUUGAGAGAUUGAAUAAUGAUAUGUCGCCAGUCGAUAUGUUUUAUGAUACUCCUCCGAUGAUAACAAUCACAGAAGAGAGCGAAUCAAAGUCAGAAGAUACUAGUUAAUUCUAAAAUGUAUAUAGAAGUAAUGUUUUAGUAUUAUAUUCCUUUCGCUUAGCUAAAUGUGGUGACAUUUACAAUAUAGUUAUAAUAUUUUAUUGAUAAUAAUACUUUUAUUGAUUUUUGUUAUCUUGAUGAUAAUUUUGUGUAAAUGCUUUUUAAGUUUGAGUUUAAUUAUUUACUGGAGCAAGUGUUUAUACUCUGGAACUCUCGGUAAUUAAACAAAAAAAUUACCUUUAACGAAAGUUUAACGUUAUUAAUGGUCUUGCGUUUUUUACAAUAAUAGGAAAUAGAAAACGCAAUUGUCAAGUUAGCUAAUGCUAAUCAUAGAUGGAACAAUCAAUUUAUGUAAGAAAUUAUUAAUUAUAUGUGUAAAAUAACAAUUAUCGUUAGUGAAUUAUAAUAAUUAUUAAAAGUAAGUACAUCAUUAGGAGGUUUAUAAUGCUAUCUAGUGUUUUAUGAUGCAAAAUUAUUAAUUUCUUAUACAAAUAGAUUGUAAAAUUAUAAAUAUAUACUUUUUUAUUUGGAACUCGUUACAGAAAAAUGCGCUUUGGUAUGUCUUAAAGAAGUAAAUAAUAAAAAGUAAAGUUUCAUGCAGAUAAACCACAUUUAGAAUUGUAAAUUUUUUCCUUAUUAGAAAUAAGUAGCUUGAUAAUUUUAAAAUUAUUAUUUUUUACGAUUGCCUUAUUGUAUUAGUUUGAAUAGAUUAAUUUAAUAUGUGUAAGUAUAAUCAUUAUAGAUGGCAGAAUUAAAAAAGUAGAGUACCAAUCAAAGGCGUCUGAAAAAUUAUUUCUUAAAUUUAUUCUUCAUUAUGUAAUUCUUUUUAAGUUCUUAUUUUCUAUUUUUGUAAUUAAAAUUGUGUAUGUUGAAGUGUUACUAAAACAAUAGAGCACCAUAUUUCCCGUUUUUUAUUAAUAUUUACAUUAUAUUUCUAAGUAAGGCAUAUUUUUAAGGAAUUUCAUGACUUCCGAGUUCAUAUUUGUAAAUAUUGAUGUGCAAAAAUAUAUAAUUUCUCUGAUUUUAAUAUGUGUAAUGUUAGUAGUUCAAAGAUAUUUGUUCUUAUUACUGAGCAUUUAUUAUUCGUUAACUUAAAAAAAAAAGAUAAAUUUUUGCGCUGGGUAGCAGAUUCGUUCACCACAGAGAUUUUUGAGAUAAUCACUAAAAAAACCACUUUACUACUAUUUUAGGCACAGCUUUAUAGGUGACAAUGGCUCAAAGUUAGUUAGGUUUUAAGAAUACCCAGACUGUACUAGUUAUACUUUUAAUAAAGUAAAAGCUUAUGAAGCUAUUAUUUCGUCUCGAACACCAAAUACUUUGCUUUAAGGCAACAAUUAUAUUGAGAUACAUUAUAGAUUUAAAAAAAAAAUGAAGUGGUUCUUAAAAUUUAUUUGUGUUGGAUUUUUUUUAAAUAUAGCUAUAGAUUUUGCUAAGUACCAAUAGAAAAAUAGAGCGCGCUGCGUAUCUGCCGCCAGGGCUUAGUGGUUAAACACGAAGGUUGGUUAAAUUCGUGGAUUUAACUUGACAACAGUUUGGCUCACAACAACUUCCUAUAAAUUUUGUCAGCUUUCUUUAUGUUAAUCAGGUUUCUAUGUUUAGUAUAUGUUAGCAGAGUUAUAUAGUUUAUGAAAUACGAAUUUCAACUCUUUGUACUUUGCCGAAAAGUAAAUGUUUAUUUUAUUGUGUGAGAAAUUUAAAAUUGUGUAUCUAUUCGAAUAAAUUUUGUCUAAUACAUUGAAUAUUGUCCAGGAUGAUCCUGAAAAUCUCUUCUUAAUUAGAGUGGCGGUUUUAAUAAAAUGUUUAUAAUAUUUGUCUAUGAGCCAAGGAUUACACCUGAAAUGCAUAUAUGAGGCACACCAAAGCAAAGUGUAGGUUUAUUUGUAAAUAAAAUAUAGAAAUUGUAAAAUUAUAUUUAUUAUGGUACAUUUAAUUUAUGAAGCCAUUUUAUUUGCAAGCCUAUUGCGUAAUCUAUAAUAAACUUUUGUCUAAUCGUGAUCUCAAAUUAAUUUACAAUACGUAGAGGAAAUGUAAUAAAAUAAAUAUUUUCAAAUUUUUUUUUUAUAGUGCCGUCCUAUUUUAUCGAAUCUUGUGCCAAGCAAAAUUGAAUUUUAUCUCGUAAUUAGUAUAUUAUAAUUGUAAAUAAUGCUCUGUUAUGAAGUGGCUUUGGGUUGUUUGGGGUUGAUAAAAUAAAUACUGGUCCGUACGUCGAAAAUAUAUCAUUCACUCAAAUGUGAUCGAAAUAAAUCUUGAAU